GACAGAGUCAGGUGUAUGGUCAGUGUGUGGUCAGCAGGGGGGACUGGAGUUUUAUAAUAGGGGAAGCUCUUAUGUGUCUGUUACUGAAGUAUAAAUCUCUCUGUGUUCUGGUUUAUAUAUUUUAUCUCUUCAGCUGGGGUUAUGAUUUAGUUCAGUUUUUUAGUAUCAAAAGACUUUUUCCAAAAUCAGAUUAAUAUAAGUGACAACUAUCUCAAACACACACUCUCUUCAGUUCCUCUACACUGCAGUGACAUCAGGAAUACAUUUCCCAGAGUUCACUGCUGUUGGUCUGCUGGAUGGACAGCGGAUUUUAUAUUACGACAGUAACAUCAGGAAGAUGAUCCCAAAGACAGAAUGGAUGAAGAAGAUCAGCGUUGAUGAUCCAGAUUACUGGAACAGAGAGACAGAUAAGCAGCAGGAUGAACAGAACACCUUCAAAUUCCACCUGAGUUCUGUAAUUCAAAGUUUUAAUCAGACUGAAGGGAUUCACACACUCCAGAGGAUGUACGGCUGUGAGCUCUAUGAUAACGGCACCACCAGAGGAUAUGAUCAGUUCGGUUAUGAUGGAGAAGAUUUCAUCACUCUGGACCUGAACACUGGAACCUGGACUGCAGAAAAACCACAAGCUGUGAUCAUUAUAAAGGAGUGGGAUCCUACAGGAUAUGAGGCUAAGAAGCAGAAGAUCUACCUGGAGAAAGACUGCAUUGAUUGGAUGAAGAAGUUUGUGUCUUACGGCAGAGAGACUCUGGAGAGGAAAGAUCAUGUUGGCACCAAAUAGUGACGUUAUCUCCAGCUUCUGCCUCCAAAGUUAAAGAGCAACACCUGCAACACAGAAAACCCUCUACUUUAUCAU
Molecule: messenger RNA, 853 nt
Organism: Hemibagrus wyckioides
Lineage: Eukaryota; Metazoa; Chordata; Actinopteri; Siluriformes; Bagridae
Product: major histocompatibility complex class I-related gene protein-like
Exons: 4
Coding region: 338-778 (146 amino acids)
Biological process (GO): immune response
Cellular component (GO): external side of plasma membrane
Source: RefSeq, a predicted model, not a curated record